AUGCCCGGUACCGACGUCUACAAUUACGUUUUUGUUCACAAAACGGUAAAUAACAGUUUCCCCAACUGGACAGGCGCUAUGCACGGCUACGAAAUUAAAUACCUCUUCGGAAUGUCAUUUUCCGAGAAAUGGCUGAAUGAGUUUUCUAAUUACACAUAUAACGAGACCAAGACGAGUCUAUUUGUAAUGAAAAUAUGGGCAAAUUUCGCUCGAGUCGGAGAUCCGAGCAGACAUGAAUUUAUACCCCCAAUGUCCUCCACCUGGCCGAAAUAUGAGGUAAACUCGCGAAAAUACAUGGAAAUAGGUCUGGAUUUUAAAGUCAAACAGCAUCGUCGCAAGGAGUUCUGCAAGUUCUGGAAUGACGAGCUAUCAACAUUUGUCCGAGACAAAGUGGCUCAGGAAGGCAGGCCAGCAAAUGCGUGUCUGAGCAUAGAGCCCUACUUCAAUCAGCAUCGAAAACUGUUUAAAUUUAUCAAUGCAACUAAGGACAAUGAUACCGAGACCGACUAA
Dibothriocephalus latus is the source of this 510-nucleotide messenger RNA. Lineage: Eukaryota; Metazoa; Platyhelminthes; Cestoda; Diphyllobothriidea; Diphyllobothriidae. The record is from the annotation of a GenBank genome assembly.